AAUAUCUCUUUUCUAUGGUAAUCGGUUUAGCGAUAUGAAAAUUCGCAUUAUUUAUUUUUACCUGCUUAAUUAAUUGGAAAUUGGAUGAAAAUUGUGUAGAGAAUUGAAAUCUCUACACCUAUUGUGUAUUCAUCAUCUUGAUGUUUAACUGCUGUAUACAAUCUGAGGACUCCGCGAAAGGUCCAAUGGCUGCAAUUAGAAAAAAAUUGGUAAUUGUUGGUGACGGUGCGUGCGGAAAAACAUGUUUGCUUAUAGUAUUCAGUAAAGAUCAAUUUCCUGAAGUAUACGUUCCCACUGUCUUUGAAAAUUAUGUGGCCGACAUAGAGGUUGAUGGAAAGCAAGUGGAAUUAGCAUUAUGGGAUACAGCCGGUCAAGAAGAUUACGAUCGUCUCAGACCUUUAUCGUAUCCUGAUACCGAUGUAAUCCUCAUGUGCUUCUCAGUAGAUUCGCCAGAUUCUCUUGAAAAUAUCCCAGAGAAAUGGACACCUGAAGUCAAGCACUUUUGCCCAAACGUGCCAAUCAUUCUUGUAGGUAAUAAGAAAGAUUUACGCAAUGAUCCUAAUACCAUCAAAGAAUUAGCUAAAAUGAGGCAAGAACCAGUAAAACCUCAGGAUGGUCGUUCGAUGGCUGAAAAAAUUAAUGCCUUUGCCUAUUUAGAAUGUUCAGCUAAAAGCAAAGAGGGAGUUAGAGAAGUUUUUGAAACAGCUACUCGGGCUGCUUUGCAGGUCAAAAAGAAGAGAAAGAAUCGUUGUGUCUUGCUUUGAGCCGUAUUGUAUUCUUAUUUUAUAUAAUAUCCGUUGUGUGUUAAUGAUUUCAAGGGGGCUUCUGCAUUAUGUAUGAAACUAACAAAAUAAACCCCUAUUCUUUUUGUUUAGUUCUCUUCUAAAGAUUCCUGCUCCCUUUUGUACCUAUGUAUAUCUAAAGUUGUUAGAGUGUGGAAGAAAACUUAUUUCAAAUUAUGUAGGUAAAAACUGACAAAAAUUUUUUUGGGGAAUUUUCACAUGUAAGACCUGUUAAUAUUUUCAAUCUAAGUGUGAACAUACCAGUUGAUUGUUGCAGAUAUUUCAGUUUUUAGGAGGACUUUUCUUCCAUGCCAUGGCUGAUAUUUUUUAUAAUCAAAUUCAGUGUAAACAUUUAGAGUCUUGUCAGUGUCAAUUGCACAAAAUAUAUAUGGCAUGCACAUUUUUUUUGGUGAAAAAUUUCAAAUUCUCAGGACAUCAGUUGGGAUUUUGUCGAUUUUCAAUCGUCACUUGCUCUAUUAAAAAAGUGAAAAUAUUUGAUUUCAUUCUAAUUUCUUCAACAUUGAAGAAGGUUUUCUUUUCUGUUUUGAUUUAAAUUCUCGAUUUUUUGUGAUGACAUUGAUUAAAAGUAUUACAUUUGUGUUGGCUUUAAAAAAUUUUCAAUAUAAACAUACAGAUAUCUUCAUGAACUUGUAUAAAACUGAAAAUAUCAUUUUACACUUUUUUGUACUAAAAACAAAGUUGCUUUCAAUUAAGUAGAUUAUUUUGUGAGGACUUGCUCUCACAGCUAUAGAUUGAUUCAAAAUGCCCGUAACGCAGUCAGGUGUUGACAGAAUAAAGUUGCCCUCUAUUCAUGUAUUUAAGGAUCAGAAGCCAUUGAUGGAUUGUAUUGAACAAGUCUUCAUAAUUUAGUAGGUAUUCAAAUUAUUCUUAUUUUUAAGAUGAAUAUUAAAAAUUAUGCAUUAUUUUAUAUAUUAUAUGUAAUGAUGAUUAAUUAUUAUUAAAUUUACAAUUGUCAUAUUUUUGAAUUUGACCAUUCGUUUUUUUCAGACAGUGUCUGGAGCUGUUAUUCUAGCUUUAAGUUAGUGUGUAUCUUAAAGGUGAAUAAAUUGUUUUCCUUUAUUA
Molecule: messenger RNA, 1865 nt
Organism: Coccinella septempunctata (seven-spotted ladybird)
Lineage: Eukaryota; Metazoa; Arthropoda; Insecta; Coleoptera; Coccinellidae
Gene: Rho1
Product: ras-like GTP-binding protein Rho1
Exons: 2
Coding region: 141-764 (207 amino acids)
Biological process (GO): cell migration; small GTPase-mediated signal transduction
Molecular function (GO): GTPase activity; GTP binding
Source: RefSeq, a predicted model, not a curated record